CCACAAUCAAUCAACGCCUGAAAGCUGAAAACUCAACUCCCCUCCUCCCCAGGCACCUCUUUCAUUUCUUGAUUCCACAAUACCACCACCAAAAAAGGCUAAUCAGACUCCUUAUCCUGUUUUCCAUCUUCCCCUCUCCAUGGAUCCCAAUUUUAAAAGGCAUCCUAAACAUACCACCACCUCCUCCUCCUCCUCCUGCUCCUCCUCCUCCGCCACCAAACCCAGCCGCCCAACCACCAAAGCCCCAGAUCCCACUUUACCCUCUUCCAAGUCCUUGUUUAUGAGCGGUCAUUUCUCUAGGUUGAACCCAAAUCACAAAACCCGUAAGCCCCAAAAUCACACCAACCAACAUAACCAUCCUCCACCUAGCAAAGACAUCUAUUUACAAGCCAAAGCCAUGACAGUUUCGGCUGAUGCGGUUUCAUCUGUGUUUUCACUCAUCAAUCCUAAGAACCCUCGCUACAAAACUGAAAAGGAAGCACUCAAGGAGAGUCUUAGGAAAUCAGAUGCAGAUUGGGAUAGGAAGAAAUCUCAGCAAGAGCUAGCGACUUCAAAGAAGAAAGCACAGAAAGAUGGAGUAUUUGAUGCCAAGAAAGUAGAUUUAGCGGUGAAAAGUAAACAAGUGGAGGGUCAACAAGAAGGGCAUGAUGUGAAGAGGAAUUCAGUUGCAUUAAGGAGAAGAUCCGUCGGCGGCUUACAAGUAGAGUUAGCAGAUGUGAUUGCAAAUUGUGGUGUUAAAAUUGUUUCAGUUGAUAUGCCACCGUAUAUGCAGAUUCAUGCUGUUGAUUGUGCAAGAAAGACCCAUGAUAGCCUUGAAAAGUUCACUUCCAAGACCCUGGCACUCACUCUUAAGAAGGAGUUUGAUGGUGUUUACGGACCAGCAUGGCACUGCAUUGUGGGGACAAGUUUUGGGUCUUUUGUGACACACUCGGUGGGUGGGUUUCUCUAUUUCUCAAUGGAUCACAAGUUGUAUAUCCUCUUGUUUAAGACCACUGUACAAAGAGCAGAGUGAAGUGGAGAUAAAACACUUGGAAAGUACUUAAAAGCAUUACUAGAAAAGUUGAAAUCUUUGGGACAAGCUAAAAACUAAAGCAGAGCUGUCCUGUUUAUUUGUAGCUUGUACAUUGCUUUUGCUAAGACCUAAGAGUAGCAUAUGGACACACAGUUUUUCUCUCCUUUUCUUCGGUUCCACACAGAAGAAUCCACCCCCUUUUUUAACUGGCUCUAAUACUUAUAUAAAAUUGCUGGGAUUUA
Molecule: messenger RNA, 1254 nt
Organism: Rubroshorea leprosula
Lineage: Eukaryota; Viridiplantae; Streptophyta; Magnoliopsida; Malvales; Dipterocarpaceae
Source: the annotation of a GenBank genome assembly